Molecule: messenger RNA, 1793 nt
Organism: Pelobates fuscus (common spadefoot toad)
Lineage: Eukaryota; Metazoa; Chordata; Amphibia; Anura; Pelobatidae
Gene: GET4
Product: guided entry of tail-anchored proteins factor 4
Exons: 9
Coding region: 35-1015 (326 amino acids)
Biological process (GO): protein insertion into ER membrane
Cellular component (GO): cytosol; BAT3 complex
Molecular function (GO): protein binding
Source: RefSeq, a predicted model, not a curated record
GCGUAGAGCGCGGUGACGUCACGCUGCCCUCCACAUGAUGGCUGCUGCUAUGGCGGAGCAGGAAGGCUCCAAAGGCAGCGCUCGGAACCGGGGAGGGGUGCAGCGGGUGGAAGGCAAGCUGCGGGCCAGCGUGGAGAAGGGGGAUUACUACGAGGCCCACCAGAUGUACCGGACCCUGUUCUUCAGGUAUAUGUCACAGAACAAACACGCAGAAGCAAGAGAAUUAUUGUAUUCUGGGGCCCUGCUUUUCUUCAGCCAUGGUCAACAAAACAGUGCUGCUGACUUAUCCAUGCUAGUUUUGGAAUCUUUAGAAAAAUCUGAAGCUAAAGUUACUGAAGAGUUAUUAGAAAACUUAGCCAAACUAUUUAGCUUGAUGGAUCCAAAUUCUCCUGAAAGAGUUGCCUUUGUGUCCAGGGCUUUGAAAUGGUCAUCUGGGGGAUCUGGCAAAUUUGGUCAUCCAAAAUUACACCAGUUCCUUGCAAUUACGUUAUGGAAAGAGCAAAACUAUUACGAAUCACGAUAUCACUUCCUGCACUCGUCAGACGGAGAAGGCUGUGCUAAUAUGUUAGUAGAAUUUUCAUCCACCAGAGGAUACCGCGCUGAGGUGGACAUGUUCGUGGUUCAGGCAGUCUUACAAUUUCUGUGUUUAAAAAAUAAAACCAGUGCGUCUGUGGUUUUCACAACGUAUACUGAGAAGCAUCCGUCAAUAGAAAGGGGUCCGCCAUUUGUACAACCUCUUUUAAACUUCAUUUGGUUUCUUCUGCUGGCAGUUGAUGGGGGAAAAUUAACAGUAUUUACAGUAUUGUGCGAGCAGUAUCAGCUUUCCUUGAAGAGAGACCCCAUGUAUAAUGAGUACCUCGACCGAAUAGGACAACUUUUCUUUGGUGUUCCUCCUAAACAGUCCUCUUCAUAUGGGGGUUUACUGGGAAACCUCUUAAAUAGCCUGAUGGGAUCUGGUGAAGAUGACGAUGUGGAAGACGGCCAGGAAGAUAGCAGUCCAAUAGAGCUAGAUUGAGGAGGGGACAGAAUGUGUAUGACCAGGAUCUGCAUGAUACAAAAAUAAAACCGGAUGUGGAGCGACUAAUGCUAUGAUUUGAGUCUUUGAAGAGUCAUUUGUAUCCAAUGGAUGGAAGAUAUAAAUGUUUGGUCUAAUAUAAAUUGUAUCACAGGGGUAGCUGGAAAAGAUAGUUUGAGUAAAUAUUAGCAAUGGCCCCAGCAAAUUUUGCUUUUUCAAUUCCGAUCAUUAAUUCCAAGUGUCUUUUAAAGCUAAGCACAUGGUUAUUUGAAAUGUCAAAGCCAAGCAGUUAGAGAGAAAACAAAUUUAUUUUGAGUCUUAUUAUAUUCGUUACUUCUAGUUCUGGAUUUUGACUGUAGCUUGAUUUAGAGAUGAUUUGUCCGUAUUGUCAUUGCCAGACCUGCCACGUUUUUUUAUUCUCUGACUGCAAGAAUUCCAUUAUUUUUUCUUCUUUUUUUUAUGGAGUAUUACGGCUAAACAUUUUAUUUUGCACCCUGUUCCUGGGUUAGGUAUGUGUGCUAGUCUUGUUUGUUAGGUGCACAGCCAAUAUAAACGACACACUUAAGAUUAUUUAAAUACAAUGGACUUUCUUUUAAUAUGCAAUAUUUAUUACAGAGGUGAUUUUUGUACAUUAACCCCUUCAGUUCCAAAUACACUGCCAGACUGUGACACUGGUAGUGAAAUGUUAUUUUAUGUUUUUGAGAGCAGUAGUGCUGGUACCGAACAUGGCAGACCAAUCCCAGUGCUACAAAAUAAAUCAUGACAUUUAUCCUAUAAA